GAGCAUUACACAACACUGGCCAGAACACGCUCGAGCACUUUUACAAAAUAAAAUGCAAUACGAAUAAUCCGUUAACAAUGCCAAUUAUUGUUAUUUCUGGCCUGCCGGCAAGCGGCAAAUCAACACGAGCCCAUCAGCUGCAGGAGUACUUUGUGGCUAGGGGCAAAAAGGUGCAUCUAAUAAGCGAAAAUGUGGCCGUGCCCAAGGCGCUGUUCGAGAAGAACGCCUUCUUUGGCGACUCGCAAAAGGAGAAGGUUGUGCGCAGCGAUCUCAAGUCGGAGGCGUCCAGGCAACUGAACAAGCAGGAUGUGAUCAUACUCGAUGCGGGCAACUAUAUCAAAGGCUUUCGCUACGAGCUCUUCUGCAUGACAAAGGCGGCGCGGACCACACAGUGCACGGUGUUCACCUGUAUACCGCAGGAGCAGGCCUGGGCAUUCAAUAUGCAACGCAGCGAGCCGGAUCGAUUGGAUCCAGCAGCAUCCAGCGAACAGCCGCUAAACAACUCAAAUGUGCCCUACACCCGCGAGAUUUUCGAUGCGUUGUGCAUGCGCUACGAGGAGCCGCACAGUAAUAGCCGCUGGGACAGCCCCUUGUAUGUGGCACUGCCCGAGGACAGCAUCGAUUUGGAGGGCAUCUAUAAGUCGCUGUUUGAGACACAACCCUUGCCGCCCAACCAGAGCACACAGAACCCGCCUUUGGGUGCUACGAAUUACCUCUUUGAGCUGGACGUUAUCAUGCAGGAUAUCAUUAAGGAGAUAUUGGGCGCUGCCAAAAUUGGCGCCUACGGACAGCUGCGCAUCAAGGGCAGCACCACAAAGGUCAAGGUAGCCACAUCCAUGAAUCCCAUGCAGCUGAAUCGCUUGAGGCAAAAGUUCAUAACGAGCACUUGCCGGGCCAGCCAGACGACGCCGGCGCCGCUGGAGCAGGUGCCGCAAUUAUUUGUGCAGUUCAUCAAUGCCAACACGACAGGUUGUUAGUGCAAUUGAGCAAGGUUAUUUAAAGAAUUAAAGAAUAUCUUUUCAAA
Drosophila virilis is the source of this 1024-nucleotide messenger RNA. RefSeq names its product protein KTI12 homolog. NCBI's taxonomy places the organism in Eukaryota, Metazoa, Arthropoda, Insecta, Diptera, Drosophilidae. Gene Ontology annotation, biological process: tRNA wobble uridine modification. The record is from RefSeq and is a predicted model, not a curated record.